Molecule: messenger RNA, 1218 nt
Organism: Drosophila yakuba
Lineage: Eukaryota; Metazoa; Arthropoda; Insecta; Diptera; Drosophilidae
Product: chymotrypsin-like protease CTRL-1
Exons: 4
Coding region: 181-1041 (286 amino acids)
Biological process (GO): proteolysis
Molecular function (GO): serine-type endopeptidase activity
Source: RefSeq, a predicted model, not a curated record
UGCACUCUUUUGAAAAACAAUUUUAUAAAUACUUUAAAUCGCGUUGAUACGCUUCUAUAUUGCAUAUGAUGAUGAAGCUUUUGUUUUAUUUUAUUAAGGCAAAGAACCAGAUAAGGAUUGCGCUGGCGACCAAUGUAUUAAAGCAAUGUGCAAACCACGUUUCACAUCAUUUAGUUCAAAAUGAAUUGGCAGCAAGUUGGCUUCAUUCUCGCGCUUUGUUUCUACGGAUCUCGGGCCCUGGAAUUGCUGGAUGCGAACUGUGUUAAAAAACCAGUGGGAUUCUAUGAACAAAUAUAUGGAGGUCAAACUGCUGAUAUACGGUCGCAUCCAUGGAUGGUACAGAUACUUUAUUAUGGCCAACAUUUCUGUGGUGGCUCGCUGAUAAGCUCCCAAUUUGUUCUGACAGCAGCGCAUUGCCAAAUGCCAUUCGGUUUGAAAGUGCGUUUGGGCGGAUAUUAUAGGACCACGGUUAGAAAGCAUUGCUCAAACGACAAUUGUUCACCAGCAGGUGCGGAAAUCGCUGUGAAGGAGAUAUUUGUGCCUAAUUUGUACUGGGACUAUCAUAACUAUGACAUUGCCCUAUUUCAGCUGGCCGUGCCGGUAAUAUAUAAUGCUCAAAUUAGACCGAUUUGUGUGACGCAGUCUUUGGAAGAGGACAAACUACGGCCAUUUUUGAACUACGUCAGAACGUUUAUUGUAACCGGCUGGGGAAAAACGGAAAGAAAUCAAACGAGCGAGACACUGCAGUUGGCCAGCUUAUACCACCUCGAUCGCGGAUACUGUCACCAAAUCUUCGACCGGGCAAUAGGCUGGCCACACAUCUGUGCUGGCCACUCGCAAUCCUCCACGUGCACCGGAGAUUCUGGGGGUCCGUUGAGCGCGGAGAUGACCUUUUCGGAAUGGAAACGCCCCAUUUUGUUCGGAGUAGUCAGUUAUGGGGCUCCAAAUUGUCGCGAAGUUACCGUUUUCACGAAUGUUUUGCAUUACAUUAACUGGAUCGGAGAUGUUGUCCGCAGAUUCACACCCAACUAUAAUAACUAAAUACAAAUUUUUAAUUGAAUAUGUACAUAUACGAGUAUAUAGCCAUGCAAUCAGGUCCCGAGAACUCAAGUCAAUCGCAUAAUUCGUGGAAUUUAUACAUACAGCGAAUGACUUGGAAUUAACGAUAAGCCUUUCUUCGAUGUGCAUUAAUAAAUGGCGUUGGCACUUGCAUUUUCA